AUAGUACCCGAUUAAGCGGCCUGAUAUGCAGUGACGGUUCAAUUAUGUGACUUUUGAAGAUCAAACAAUAGGCACUAGGACCCAGAGAUCCAUGUAAGAGGGCAAAACCGAGCUGGCAGGAGCAAAGGAAUGAGCAAAACGCAGGACCGGCAGGACAGGAGUAAGAGAGUCGGGAAUGCUCAGACAGGCGGAUAGGACGAGAGAGAGACGAGAGAGAGAUGAGGGAGAGAUGAGGGAUCAGGGUGGCUGCAGAGAGACAAAGUGACAGAUCGAGAUUCACAAGCAGAUAAGCAACAGGAGGAGGAGUGAAGGGAUGAAAGGAGGUGGGGCCUGAGCUACUCUGGAGCUUAAAAACAGGAGAGCGCGAAAGGGAACCUUCAUAACACGGAGUGAACGUGGAGUAAACCGAAGACGCUCCUUCAGGAGGAAUAAAUCAGCAUCACACGAGGGCCUAUGGAGCAGAAAGGAACCGAGCAAGCAAAGUCACAGAGGGACUGUAAGGUUAGUGAGAGAGCAGAGAGUAACUAAGAGAGGCGAUCCCACCCACUGAGCAAGUGUACACACACACACACACACACACACACACACACACAGGCUUUAUCACAGGCAGUCACGCUGUAACAGAACCGUGUAGCUGCCUAAUCAUCACACAAAAGCUUCAACGGUGCCACACAUGCUGUAUUUACAGAAUACAGGCACAAGGACGUUUAAUUCAACCUGAGAAUGUUUAGACUGUAGCAAGAAGGCAUACAGAGUCUUGGAUGACACAGGGGCAAGACUGAGCUUGGAGGGGAAAAAAGAGUGACGUUAGGCUUCGCAUAGCUUAAGAUAAAUAUCCCUGAUCUCCAGAACUGAACCCCAUAAAGAGAUUUUUCCUUUUUUUUUUUUCUUCUCCUCACUUAAAACCAUCUCAGUACUAUUUCUUCAUGAGAAGCAUCAACCCUUUGAGGAACUGAGGAUCUUCACAUCAGCUACAUCCAUUUGAGGAACUGAUUCUGGAGAACACUACUGUACAAGAAGCUCAAAGAUCACUCUUUCACCUUCCCAGGAGUGGGAUGGGACCCGAACAUUGAGGAUCCGUGAGAAAUCACCGUCCUCUUACCCUGCACCAUGUUGCCCUGGAAUGGGCCAAAAGGGCCGCUCCUGCCCCUGGUCCUGAGCCUCCUACUCACCACCUGCGCUGGACAGGACAGCCUGGAGGAUCUCGAACUAGAAGACGAGAGCAACUCCGUGAGCACAGAGAGUCCUGAGACCAUGUCUUCAGAUAUGGACAUAGUCGACCCUCACAGGACGUGGAUAGCCUUCAGGGAUAACUCAAACAAAGGGGGAAACAAGAAGCCCAAAACAAAUAAAAGAAUCUCAAAGCACGGCCUGCCUGGUCCUCCAGGCCCUCCCGGACCCCAGGGGCCUCCUGGUCCUCCUGGGCCGUUGAUACCCAACCAGGACGAGAUAUUGGAGGACCUCCAGCUAAAGCUGAAAGAGAUGGUGGGCAGCCAGUGUGUGCUCUGUGAACAGCCCCCUCGUGUGGCCACAGCCUUCCACAGCCACCUGCACCGCAAUCUGCUGGUCCAGAGACGGAGCCUGCAGGAGCUCCAGCCUUUCAGCAGCCCUUCAGACGUAGAGCAGUUUCACCAGAGAGGCCAAGGCUUCAACGCCAGCAGCGGACGAUACACCGCUCCGGUGUCAGGGUUCUACCAGCUCACAGCCAGCCUGGUGCUGGAAUCUAGUGAGACGCAGAAAAGGACGCAGGCGCGACAGAAGGACAGCGUGAAGGCCUCCAUAUGCAUCGAGUCUCUGUGUCAGAGCAACAUGUCUCUGGAGACGGUAACAGGCCUGAAUCCCGCAGGAGGAGUGUUCAGCAUUCUGCUGACAGGAACCUUAUACCUGCAGGCUGGAGAAUACGUAUCUAUUCUAAUUGACAACGGAACAGGAUCGGCGCUAACUGUUCUCCAAGACAGCUUAUUUUCUGGAAUCCUUCUUGGAGUAUAAGACCUCAAAGACACACACUCACAUACACAUACACACACACACACACACAGUCAGAAAGCGAGAGACACACACACAAAAGGCACAUAGACACCUGUGACUAACAGGAACACCUGUACACCUGCUUAUUCAUGUAGCAGUAGAUAAACCCGUGUAGAUACGAGACGACAGAUCAGGUUCAUACUCACGUUAAACAUUACUGUGACGUCAGAACCAUUUCCCUCACACUCUAGAGUUUACAGAGAACAGUGUGAACCACCUUGUCGAGAGAGAUCAGAGGAGAACGAGCUGAUGGGAAGUGUGUAUACAGUAGUAACUAAAAUACGCACUCGUUACAAGACCACUCAGCCCACACAACACCUCUAACCAUGGAGUGGAUGAACAGCUGAAGAACAAGAACACCACACCGGGUUCUACUCCACUCGGUCUGAUAGACGUGAUGAUCUUCAGCUGCAUCCAUGAUGGCCUCAGGUUCCUGUUCUUGGGAUUGUAUGAGUUACUAUAGACUCAAAACAUACAAAUCUAGACUGAAAACUGUUAUCGUGUGUGGGGGGAAAAAUAAGACCAUCUGGCAUCCAUCCAUGCCACGGUUAGUAAACUGAACCUCCUGAGUGGCAUCUGUACGAUUUUAUGCCCCGUGCUGCUGCCACAUGAUCGUCUGUUUAGAAAACUGCAUGAAGGCAGAGUUGUAGAGGUGUUUGUAAUAAAGCAGGUAAUGAGUGUACACACACAGAGAGAGAGAGGGAAACACAUACACACACAUACAGUAUACACACACACACACACACACACACCACUAACUCCAAACAUCUACCUGUCUUCCCAGGCCAGUUCUCUCUCUACAUAUUUCUUCGCUUGUAAUUCAGGAAUCAUAUCAGCAGUAAUAAUUCUACCGUUUCCUCACAUAUCUACGCCAAGACGCUGUAGCAUCUAAGACAUUUUCACCUUGACAGUGAGAUACUUACACGACUUUGACACAUUUAAUCGUCUGUCCAUAGAGAUGUAUGUAUUUUUUCAUGCGCCGUGUUUAUACGCUACAGCCGUCCACUGAAACGGAUAAAGAAAUUAUAUACGUAUUUAUUUAGCAUUUUUUGAAAAAAGUGUGAAAGUUGUCUUAAGAAUGUCUUAAUAAAAAUCUUGAACGUCAGACUGACGCGUCUUCAUUUGCAGGAGUGACGAUGCGUUUUAUAUUUCAGUUUAUCGACAGACAGUUUCGAUUAAACCUUAAGGAAUGAGCUACAGAAUAAGAUCUGAGUAAAGAUUAGAUCUGAAGUGAAGCGACACACACACUAACACACACACACUAACACACACACAAUACUGCUCGAGCGGUGUGUGUGUGUAUAACUCGUGUGUGUGUGUGGAGAACCCUGAGGAAACAGACACAAGGAGAACAAACCAUAUGCUGAGAUCAGAAUCACAGCAACAGGAACCCUGGAGGAACCUUGUGUGGAACCAAAGACACCUUUUCAUCAGUUCUUACACUUAACACCGACUAGGUUUAUUAGCGCUGUUGAUUAGAGUCAAGUGAUAUAACAAUAUAAUAAACUCACAAACUGA
Tachysurus vachellii is the source of this 3546-nucleotide messenger RNA. RefSeq names its product erythroferrone. Gene Ontology annotation, molecular function: hormone activity. Lineage: Eukaryota; Metazoa; Chordata; Actinopteri; Siluriformes; Bagridae. Bases 1111 to 1989 code for a protein of 292 amino acids. The record is from RefSeq and is a predicted model, not a curated record. The transcript is spliced from 8 exons.